AUGCGCAAGCAAAUUGAAGAAGAACCAACGACGAUUUCGAUGCAUCCCUGUGUCUUUGCAGGGACGUUGGCUGCUGUCGAAUUUCUUGUUGAUAAGUAUGGAACUCAAAUUUUAAGUGAGAAAGAUGAGAAUGGUCAUACUGCUGCUCACUGGGCAUGCCUUGGAGGACAUUUUAGUGUCGUCCAGUACAUGGUGAACAAAGGAGUGUCUGUUAAUAUUCCUAGUUCAAGUCACAUUGGUGCCUAUCCCAUACAUUGGGCUUGUGUAGAGGGACAUGUGUCUAUUGUAGACCUUCUGCUCCGGACCGGAGUACCAAUGGAUAUUUGUGAUAUCAAUGGAUGCACUCCUCUCAUAACAGCCUGUCAACAUGGUAACAGUCACCUCGUUUGCUAUCUAUUGGGACGAGGUGCGAAUAAAUCUAUCUGUGAUCGAAACGGAGACACUGCACUACACUGGGCUGCGUAUAAAGGUUUUCCAGAUCUGAUGCGGUUAUUAAUCUAUUCCGGGUUUGACCCACGACUUAAAGAUAAUUUUGGUUACACAGCAUUGCAUUUGGCUUGUCUUAGUGGCAAUCUGGUCGCCGUAGAGGACUUAUGCGAGAAGGACAAAAUUGAACUUGACACUAAAGAUAAGCAAAACAGGACGCCAGCCCAACUAGCUAAAGAACAAGGUCAUAAUGAUAUUGUUGAAUAUCUGAAGCAAGAAAUAAGAAAAAGGAAAUUCAUUUUCUUAAAUUUUAAUAUAUGGCAUCUAAUUUUUGGUACAAAUGGACAUAGUAAAGGACCUUUGUUUUUCCUCCUUGGUACACUUUUCUUCUGGGGGUAUCCAAUAUAUAUAUUACGGUGCAUCCCUCUUACUUGGAAUACGUACACAAAUAUUCACUUUGUCUUCCUAAUAACAAAUGGGAUCAUGUGGUUAAGCCUUAUUACAGCCCACAACUUAGACCCGGGAUACUUAGCAUUGGAUACUGAAGACUAUCACCGAACAAUAAGCGAGCUCGCCAAGUUCGACAAGUUCCAACAAAACAAGCUUCCCAUGCCUCAAUUAUGCCACACUUGUAGAACUGUACGUCCAUUACGAGCUAAACAUUGUCGUAUUUGCAAUCGUUGUGUCAGACAUUUUGAUCACCAUUGCCCUUAUAUUUAUAACUGCGUUGGGCUUAAUAAUAGAAUAUGGUUCCUAGUAUUUUCACUCACUAUUGCACUAAACUGCACAGUCACGGUGUUCUUUGCAGCAGCGUGUAUAUGGGAAGAUGGAUGGCAAUAUGCGUACAUAAUAGGACUGUUGGAAGCAAUAGUGUUCUGUGGUGUCGGCUGGGUACUUUCGGGUAGCACAGUUCUGUACGCAGCUUACAAUCUUACGAUGAACGAGGCGUUUAAUUACCAUCGUUAUCGAUACUUGAAAGAUAGCGACGGCCAUUACCACAAUCCGUUUAAUCGUGGAUUUCUUGAGAACAUCAAAGAGUUCUUUCAUUGUACCCGAGUAUGGGACGUGCAUGAUGUCAUCAAAGUGGAAGAGACUGUAUAA
Uloborus diversus is the source of this 1527-nucleotide messenger RNA. RefSeq lists its product as uncharacterized. Gene Ontology annotation, cellular component: Golgi membrane. NCBI's taxonomy places the organism in Eukaryota, Metazoa, Arthropoda, Arachnida, Araneae, Uloboridae. The coding region runs from base 1 to 1527 and encodes 508 amino acids. The record is from RefSeq and is a predicted model, not a curated record. Gene Ontology annotation, biological process: protein palmitoylation. The transcript is spliced from 9 exons. Gene Ontology annotation, molecular function: palmitoyltransferase activity; protein binding.